AUGGCUCCGCGGAAGUGCUUAACCCUCGAGCAAAAUGUAGCGCUCAUCCGCGCAGUGGAAAUGGACAAAGGUGAGAAGAGCAAAUCUGUCAUCGCCAAGGAGUUCAACAUACCAGCGUCAACGCUGUCGACCAUUCUGAAGAACAAGCAGGACGUCUUCAACGGUUUCGAGAAGAAUUUCUCAAGCAAGAGAAAGCGUGAUCGAGGUUCAAAGUAUCCAGAGGUGAAAGUUGCCCUACUUGAGUGGUUGAAGAACGCCAGGUCUGCGAACCUCCCUGUGCACGGACCCGUGCUCAUCGCAAAGGCGGAGGCGCUAGCUUUGCAAUUGGGUAUGCCGGACUUGAAAUGCAGCAAUGGCUGGCUCGAGCGCUUCAAAAAGCGGCAUGCUGUACGAAGCACACCCAUCAACGGUGAAAGUGGUGCCGUGAACCAGGACACCGUGGAUACAUGGCGACGAAAUCGGCUUGUGGAACUUCUAGAAGUGUACCCGGACAGGGAUAUUUACAAUCUUGACGAAGCUGCGUUGUUCUACAAACUCCUGCCCAAGCGGACGUACACAACUGCGGACGGCUCUUCGUCAGGCGCCAAGCAAAGCAAGGAACGCAUCACUGUCCUCUUUGGAGCUAAUGCUACUGGGGACGACAAACUGCCGUUGCUAAUACUGGCAGCCAUCUUCGAGGACUACGUACGGCUUUUGGACUGCAAAUUCCAUGCAAAACAACGGAAGGUACUCUUCAUCAUCGACAACUGCCCGAGCCACGGCAAAAUUGAAAAUCUUAAGGCCAUUACUGUGGAGUUCCUGCCAGCCAACACCACGUCCGUUUUGCAGCCUAUGGACCAGGGCAUCAUUGAAAUGACGAGGAGGCUGUACCAGAAAAGCCUUCAGCGUAUGUUGCUUGCGUACGACUGUAACAAGGGCUACAGCAUUGAUCUCCUUGGUGCAAUUCACCUGAUUUGCCGUUCGUGGAGGGACCUGGAAGGAGCAAAGAUUGCGAAUUGCUUCGUGCAUGCGGGUUUUUGCCGCGUACGUGCCACGGCUCAGCCAGUCGAACUGGAUGACAGGGAGGAAUCUGAGAGCCUCUACAGAAGAGUGCAUGAUCUUGUGGGGCAAGAAGUGGAUGAUGAUUUCGACUCCUUUGCGCGAGUGGAUACGAACGUUCCGGUCGUCAGUCCUGUGACGGAUGCAGAAAUUGUGGACAUCAUCGUCGGUCACAUGGACGUCGACGAAGGAGCCUCGGAGGACGAGUCUGAGGGACCGCGUGAAAUCCCUACGGCAGCGGAGACACGCAAUAUGUUGCGGUUGAUUCGCAACAAAGUAGAGUGCAGUGGCGGUGACUAUGAAUUGAUGACGUGCCUGAGGAAACUCGAGGAACGACUCCUUGCGGGGGCCAGGCCACGCGACAAACCCAACUAA
Molecule: messenger RNA, 1413 nt
Organism: Ornithodoros turicata
Lineage: Eukaryota; Metazoa; Arthropoda; Arachnida; Ixodida; Argasidae
Product: tigger transposable element-derived protein 4-like
Exons: 2
Coding region: 1-1413 (470 amino acids)
Cellular component (GO): nucleus
Molecular function (GO): DNA binding
Source: RefSeq, a predicted model, not a curated record